This is a messenger RNA of Zerene cesonia (dogface butterfly), 2453 nucleotides long. RefSeq names its product facilitated trehalose transporter Tret1-like. Gene Ontology annotation, biological process: transmembrane transport; carbohydrate transport. Gene Ontology annotation, molecular function: sugar transmembrane transporter activity. The record is from RefSeq and is a predicted model, not a curated record. The transcript is spliced from 6 exons. Lineage: Eukaryota; Metazoa; Arthropoda; Insecta; Lepidoptera; Pieridae. The coding region runs from base 106 to 2313 and encodes 735 amino acids. Gene Ontology annotation, cellular component: membrane.
CAGUCGCAGCGGCGUACUGCCGCGAACGGACGCGAAACGGCGAAGCCUACGCCAUUUUGAAAAAGGGUGUGUUUUGUUUGUUCGUCAUGCCUUGAGCAUCAAUUAAUGUGCAGGAUGGCCGGGUCGCGUGAAAGGUUACUGUACGACAGAAGAUCAGAUUUUGACUAUGAAUAUGAUAGAAGACGACGCUACGAGCCCAGCCGCUAUGAAGCAAGCCGGUCAGAAGUAAACCGUUCCGAACCACACCGAUACAGAAGUGAAAGGUUCCAACGAAUCGAACGUCCACGUAGAAACGGUUACGUAUACGAAGACAUAUAUUCCGACUUCGACGAAGCGCAGGGCCGUUUGUCAUUAUUCAGACCAAUUAGACCAGAAUACUUAAACCUACCAACUAAUUAUACUAAAUACAACUCACUACCCAGACCUCAAUACAACGAAAGAAGAUAUAAGAAAGACUAUUAUGACUUUAGAAUUGAAGAAAGGAGACCGCGCGAGCCGUAUGACUAUGAACGAAAUAAACGCAGAACUGAAUACGCAAAGCCGAAAAAUGUGGCUGUCUGCAAGCCUCUUCGUUUACCAGAACAAAACGUACGGUAUUGGACGACAGACAUUCCAAAAGAGAGAAAAAAGAAGGAUGAAACGAAGAAAAUCGUGAAAUUCUCCGAGGUGUCUGGUUGCCAGAAAAUGGUGGUCGAUGACCCAGUUUGCGGGAAGAAAACCGUAGCAGCUAGGGAGCUAGAGGUCUCCUUGGACCAAAUGAUACAGAACGGUUAUUUCGAGAAGCAUAAUAUUCCGAUACUAAAUGAUAAAAAGGAUGAUACAGUGAAAGUUCCGAACGGAAAGUGCUUAUCUGCAGAGACGCCGGCACCGCGCAGAUACCGGCAUUUGCCCCAGGUGAUAGCAGCUCUAGCAGUCUCCCUAGCGCCGUUCUCAGCGGGUCUAGGUAAAGGCUACAGCUCCCCAGCAAUCGCAUCACUCCAGGGUCCAGCAAAUGCGACUAGACGUGACUUUCAAUUGACAGACCAACAAGCAUCGUGGCUGGCGUCACUGUCCUUUUUGGGGGCACUGUUCGGUGGUAUGGCUGGGGGCGCAGCCAUGCGACACGGCCGACGCCGCGUGCUCUCACUAGCUGCAGCCCCUUGCAGUCUAUCCUGGCUUCUAACUGUGCUGGCCACGUCUGUGAGAAUGAUGUGCAUAACUGCUUUCUUGGGAGGUUUUUGUUGCUCCAUACUGACUAUGCUAUCGCAGGUGUACAUCAGUGAAAUAUCCGUACCAGAUAUCCGCGGCUGUCUCAGUGCUGUGCUGAAGGUGGUCGGCCAUCUUGGAGUUCUCUUCAGCUUCACCAUAGGAGCCUACUUGGAUUGGCAGCAAUUAGCCUUGUGCAUAUCAGCUGCUCCAUUGCUAUUAUUCUGUACGGUCCUCUACAUCCCAGAAACACCGAGCUACCUCGUGCUAAUCGGUAAAGACGAAGAGGCCUACAAGAGCUUGCUAUGGUUACGCGGUCCAAACUCAGACGUAGCCCAGGAGUUAGCGACUAUACGCACCAAUGUUUUGGCUAGCAAGAAUUUCAGUCAGCGACAGAGUCAAAUGUCUAGCAGCCAGUUGAUAAGUUCUUUAGACGUUAGGACGAUGAAUCGACUUCUUGGACCUAUUCUAGUGACGUGUGGGCUAAUGAUGUUCCAGAGGUUCUCUGGAGCACAUGCAUUUUCGUUCUACGCUGUGCCGAUUUUCAGAAAAACCUUCGGAGGUAUGAAUCCUCACGGAGCUGCGAUAGCUGUUUCUUUUGUACAAUUGUUGGCAUCAUGCCUCUCUGGUCUUCUAAUAGACACAGUCGGUCGUCUUCCACUCCUUAUAGUCAGCUCUGUUUUAAUGUCCAUGGCUUUAGCUGGUUUCGGAAGUUAUGCUUAUUACGAAGAGGUUCAUAGGAAUCAGAGAAUUCAGAAUGUCAUGUUUCAUCAGACCGUUGGGCAGAACGAUUGGAUCCCCCUAUUGUGUGUGCUUGUUUUCACGAUUGCCUUUUCUUUGGGAAUGAGUCCCAUUUCAUGGCUCUUGAUCAGUGAACUGUUCCCUUUAGAAUACAGGGCUUUUGGCAGUGCUAUGGCUACAGCAUUUAGCUACCUCUGCGCGUUUGUUGGGGUUAAAACGUUUGUAGAUUUUCAACAAGCAUUAGGAUUGUAUGGGGCAUUUUGGUUAUAUGCAUCUAUAAGUGUGGGAGGGCUUUGUUUUGUCGUAUGUUGUGUACCGGAGACAAAGGGUAGAGAUUUGGAUGAAAUGGACCCCAAUUAUGUCCAAAGUUUAAGCCCCAAGAGGUAAUUGGGCACUGCCAUUAGCCGUUUGCGUUUGAUCCAUUAUUUUUCAUUAUCGAUUUUCUUUAAAUAUGAAUUUAUAUUUGUUGCUUCUAGAAAUUCGAUUUAAAAUAUACAAUCUGAAUUUAUUAAUAUAUCCCUUAAAGA